GAGACGCGCCGCAACUUGCUGCCUCUCCUCCCUCGGCUCCGUGGCCACGCCGCUGCGGGCUGCGCUCCGCGGGAGGCGGCGGCAUCCAGGGACGCUCCGCUCCGCGGGGCCGGCGCCUCCCGAUAAAUGAUGAUUGGAGCAGCGUCUGUUAAGAGAAUUUGUAGAAGCAAACACUGCUGAAGAUACCCAGUAGGUCAGCAAUUAGGAUCUGCAACUUCCAAAUGAGAACCGGAUCUGGAGGCAACGCAUUGUUCAAAUGAGUAAAAGUUGUGGGACAUGACAGUCAUCAAACUCACCCAUCUUUUGUUUGGUUCCUUUUAUGAGAUGUCAUUUAAUGAGGAAAAGAAACAGGAGGAAUCAUUUGUCAAUACUGUAUCUCACUUGAACAUCAAGCCCUACAGAGCCUACAAGCCCAGAAGCUUUUGCUUCCUCACUGGGAGAGCCUGUAUGAAAACCUGUGUGGAUGACGUUAUAAGAAACAGAAGGUGCAUGCAGCACAGAUGUCAGUCUUCUUCAAGGACUAACUUCUUCAACCCCAAGUGAUACCAGCUCCUGCUAGUACCAUGGGGCUGGAGGGUGUUUUUUUAGGCACUGGACAGAUCCACGUAAUCCUGUGGGGAAGUUUGGCAGCCAUGACAACACUCUUGUUCCUCACCUUCCUCAUCUUCCUUUGCUCCAGCUGCAAUGGGGAAAAGAAGGCAAAAAAUCAGAAUGGAGAUCAUGAAAAUCUGAUGAAUGUGCCUUCCGAGAAGGAGGUGUUCAGCCAUUCCAUCACCAGCUCUGUAACGGAGCCUCCCCCAAACAGCGAGCAGAACGGAGCCCUGAGCAACGGAGAGGUUCUUUCUGAGGACAGUACAGCUGCCUGUAUCCAGCCUUAUGAAGAAGUACAGACAUCUGAUCUACUAGAUCAACAGGAUGGUCUUGGAAAGUCUAUAAAAUGUCACCAGAGCCGGGAACUACCCAGUAUUCCCCCUAACAACCCCAUGGAAACUAUAAUCUCAUCUAGAAAUGCAGAAAAUGAUCAAGGUCUUGGAAUGGAAGGGCCUUAUGAAGUCUUGAAGGACAGCUCCUCUCAGGAGAACAUAGUUGAAGACUGCUUGUAUGAAACUGUGAAGGAAAUUAAAGAUGUUGGAGCAGUAGUCAGCAUGGAAGGGAACUCUAGCAGCAAAUCAAAGGCUUCACUGACAGUUUCUGAAGGUCAGAAUCCGAUUCCUGAGUGCAGAAUUGAGUCAGCAGAAUAUGCAUCUGUUGACCGAAAUAAGAAGAGUCGCCAAAGUGCAAAUUCAGAAAGUCCUCUUGACAACAUUCCAGAUGUAGAGGAUGAGCUUCCCCCUCCAGUACCCAUGAAACUUCUUGAUGAAAAUGAAAAUGUGCAAGAAAAAGAAGUGGAAGAAGAAGUGACAGAAGGAGCAAGUAAACCAGAAAAGAGGCUUAGUUCAGUGUCUUACAAGUCUCGAGAGGAAGAUCCAUCUCUAACAGAAGAUGAGAUCUCAGCCAUGUACUCAUCGGUGAGUAAGCCGGGACAGGCCAUCAAGGCACUGGAUUCUCCUUACACCUGCAUUCAAGAAAUUGCAUCUCAGAGGUCCCCGUCCAUUUGCAGCGGCCUCUAUGCAAGUGUGAAGGACUUUGAAAACGCCCUCAAUUCCACCACUGUGCCUCAGCCAGCAGACAGAGCAAACGGGGAGCUGGAGCCGGACUAUGAAGCUAUCCAGGCAGUGAGCCAGGAGGAGGACAGGACCUUGGUGGUGCCCAACACAAACCACACUGCUCUUUCAGGAGAGAGCGACUACGAGAGCAUAGGGGACUUGCAGCACCACAGGGAAUUCACCAGACUUUAACCACUCCUGCAGCAGAUUUCCACCCUGUUAUUUCCAAAGGACAAUGAAACAUGGAGGGGGAAGUGCUUUUCCUGUGGAACACAAGUUGUGAAGAAGCAAUGUACGUUUCAGCCAGGGUGUGAUACCUGCUGGUUUUUCUGGGUGAUGGAUCAAGGCUCAUGGGAAAGGGUACAUCAGGUCAGAAAGAUGACCCGGAAAAUGUAAAGGUUUCUUUAUUGCUAUUAGCUCCAAGGCAAACGUAAUUUGGGAAGGAGUGCCAUGCUUGUUGUCCUGAUAGGAUUACAUACCAAAAAGACUACCUUUACACAAAACUAGCUUCUCAUUUUAAGAGAUUAUUUUAUGUAAUUUUCUUCAAAGUGUUUUUCAAGCAUAAUUUUUCAUUCAAGUUUUGGCAUCUGCAACAUUGAGCAAACCACGGAUAAUUGUACCUCAACUCAGACUUACUCUGCGGGGCUGGGGAAGAUGCACUCACUUCUGUGUCUUUUGGGGAGCUCUGGCCACCUUCACUGCAACUAAAGUGUAAACAACAGUAGUUGACAAGGGACUGACUCCAAAUGUACUUGAAUUAAUUCUGCUGGCUUUUUCUUUUUUCUUUUUUUUUUUUUAUGUCAAGGGCUGUAGAAUGUGACUUUCAGUAUUUGAGAUGUGUACUGGUAUUUGUAGGGGUUUUGUUUGACUAUUUGUGAAAUAUCCCUUUAAAAUGGCAACGGUCACCCUUAGCAUUCUUGCACUGUUUUCCCUCAAAUGGACAUAAAGAUGUACACACACACCCCAGACCAUUGUCAUGUUGCAAAAAUUGUGCAAUUGAAUGCAUUGGUAUAAUGUGUAAUCUAACCUUAGUAGUGUUGAGGAAUUUUUUUGCAGAAUUUUGCCCUUUUUAAAGACUUAACUAUUUUAAUGUUUGUCUAGUUUCUUAUAUAGGAAAAAUUCUGUACUGUGUUCAGUGGGUAAUACAUUUUUUUUACAACAUAUUUUUCAUCUUCGAAGUUUUUAUAGAUUAACUUACUAGGAUUUGUAACAGGAGGAAUCCCAUUCUUUAUUUGGGCUUGAUUUUUGGUUGGUUUUUUUUUUUGUAUUUCAAAAGUAGAUAAAUGAAGAUUGCUUUGGGGUUGUUUUGUUGACUUUUUCUGUCUCCUUGAGCAGGGAAAUGGAACAUGCCUUGCUGUUUUUAAGCUAAAAUUAUGGAGUCUAUGUAAAAGAACACUGCCGAAGGGCAAAAAAGAGGCAAAAGAGACAGUGGGAUUUAGUCAGGCCUAGCCACUGGUCCUCCUUGUUCUUCUGCUAAAAGGAGCAGGAGGGCAACCAAGACCUACUCGGGCCUCUGAAAAACAGUUUGAAACCCACUGGCUUUUCAAAAAUGCUGAAUUAUUCUGUUACUGUGAAAAAUGAAGUACAGUGCUUGGAUGAAAUAAGCAGGUACUGGAUUGGUACCUUUUUUCUUCAAGAAUAAUACAAUAAAUAGUACAAUGGUACAAGAAUAGUCCAAGGGUGAAGAACUAGCAUUGUGUGACAUGCAUGUGCACAUAUCCCCAUGUAUAUAAGCAUACACUUGUAAUUUGGACACAAAUAUAAGUUAUAGUCCAAGCUGGCAACAUUCACAUACGUAAUAUCUGGCAUGUGCUUGAAGAGCAGUUUAUUUUUAAUUCAAAAUAAACAGUACAUAAACUGA
This is a messenger RNA of Zonotrichia leucophrys gambelii, 3507 nucleotides long. RefSeq names its product phosphoprotein membrane anchor with glycosphingolipid microdomains 1 (gene PAG1). Gene Ontology annotation, molecular function: SH2 domain binding. Gene Ontology annotation, cellular component: membrane raft; plasma membrane. The transcript has 11 exons. Lineage: Eukaryota; Metazoa; Chordata; Aves; Passeriformes; Passerellidae. Gene Ontology annotation, biological process: negative regulation of T cell activation; intracellular signal transduction. The coding region runs from base 564 to 1838 and encodes 424 amino acids. The record is from RefSeq and is a predicted model, not a curated record.